Molecule: messenger RNA, 1785 nt
Organism: Entrophospora candida
Lineage: Eukaryota; Fungi; Glomeromycota; Glomeromycetes; Entrophosporales; Entrophosporaceae
Source: the annotation of a GenBank genome assembly
GGUGGCUCUAAAGAGAAAGCUUUCAAAGUUAUUGCUGGAACAGAUGAUGAUGUUAGUGACCUCAAGGAAAAAAUCAAGGGGAAGAGACCUAAUACAUUCACCAAUACUGAUGCAGCUGAGAUCGUGCUGUGGAAAGUAAACAUUCCAAUUGAUGAAGAUGCCAUGGAGGUUGACAUCUUCCUCAAAGACAUACAAGAUAAAUUAAAAUUGUCAAUCCCUACUAGAAAAAUUUGUGAUGUAUUUACCGAGAGCAUCACAGAUGCUUCUAUUAAUAUUAUUGUCAAACAGCCCUCUGCAGGACAAGGUAACUCCGCUGAUGUAUUUACCCUAAUUGAAGAACUUAAUAGUAAAUUGGAAAGUGGUUUCAGGAAGGUACAAAAUGCUAUGAAUCAAUCGCUCUAUUCAUCAGGUAUUGUAACAGAAACUGAUAAGGGCAAAGAAGUGCGAGAAAAUGGAACCCAAAUUGACUUUCCACUCAAUGUGACCACGAGUACCAAAUCAAAAGCACCUGGAAAGUUUUCAAAUCCGCCUAACAAAGAUGCAGAUGUAGAUGAAGAGGAAAUACAAGAUUACUUUAUGAGCGAAUGCAAUGUACUAAAAAAUUAUGGACCUUUAAAAAGCAAGCUUAAGCUUCUUGUUGAGGAUACACGUAAUUCACCAGUACUGGCAACUCGAAAACCAGAUUUUGUACUCAUUCCAAGAUAUUCACAUUUAGAUUACUUAAAUGUUAUAGCCAUUGGUGAGAUAAAGAAGCUAACUAGUGCAAAUUUUAGCAAUGCACAAAUAGGACAAGCAGUAUCAUAUGGUGAAAAACUACUGCAACUUCAGCCACGGCGAAAUUUUGUAUUUGUAAUGUUGACAGAUUGUAUUACAAUUAAUAUCUAUAAGGUGUCUAAAGUUGAUAACUAUCAAAAGUCAAUCACUCAGUUCAAGUAUGAAUAUGUAGCACCCCAGCCUAUGGAAUACAACAGCAGUAAUAAUAAUGGGUGGAAAUACCUGGUGACAUUUAUGGAAAGCUCACCAAGUGAAUUGGGAUGGAUAGAACCAUCAUUAAAAUUUGGCAGUGAAACUGUAAAUCUGGUUCGAUCUGCUGGUGUGGGUAGAACUAGUGUUGUAUAUGAGGGAAAACAUAAUGAUGAAUUUGUGGUUGUAAAAAUGGCAAAAAAGGUGGAAUAUCUAUGUUGUUUUGAAAGGGAAAAAGAUGUAUUGGAAAAAUUGUCAAUUCUUAAUUCACCUUAUAUUCCAAAGAUCCUAUUUAACAAUUAUAACACACUUGUUAUUACCCCACGUGGUGUGAAAGUUAAUAAUUUGAGAAAGAAAGAUAUCAAAGACAUCAUUACCACCCUCCGAGAUGUUCAUUCAUUUGGAAUUAUACAUAGAGAUCUUAGGAAAUAUAACUUUCUUCGCAAUUUUGACGAUUUAAGUGAAAAUAUUCUUAUUAUCGAUUGGGGAUAUAGUACAAGUAAUUCUGAAAGUACCAAAUUUGCAGGUGCGUUGGAAUGUAUGCCAAAUGAAGUCCUGGAAUCAUUAAUCAAUGGGGAAGAGAUCAUUUAUGGGCCAAAAGUUGACUUGAUGUGUUUUGUGCAUUCAUUUUAUUUAAUGAUCCAUAGACCAUCACUGGAUAGGUCUCCCUUUGAUAAAGAUGAUGAUAUUAAAAAACGAGCACAGACAUUGUUAAAUUUCUGGAGUGGUUGUGGAAAAUCAGAUGUAUGGGACAGUAUUUAUAAUGCAAUAGAGGAAUUAGACUAUGACAAAUUAAUUAAAGAGCUUGAGAGGAUUUUUUAA